GAGGUAACGGACCGAACAUCCUCCUCUUUGGAGGAGGAAAGAAAAACAUCAAAAAACCUGUUUGAAGAGCUGCCAUUGCUCGAAGGAAAAGAGGAAAUUGAUCAGGCGUGGAGAAUUAUCGAAGAGGUCCCCCCAAAAUGAUGAAAACUAUCACGCUCUCUGCAUGGUUGCUGCUUUCCAUUCUGUUAAUGGGAAAGUGGGCUCACAGUUUGAAGAACUUGUACAUUGGUACUUUCUACGGCGUAAACGUGUCUUCAAAAGGUUGGAGCUCCAAGGGUGUUAUGCCGGCAGUUCGGAUGGCGCUGGACCACGUGAAUAGGGACCGGUCCAUUUUGGCAGGGUACAUUUUACAGGAGGAGUGGAGAGAUUCUAAGUGUGACAGUGCUGCCGCCAUAAAAGCUAUGUUGGAUUUAGUGUCCAAGCCUCCUAAUAAGAUCAUGUUCACGGCACCAGGUUGCUCUCCAGCUGCAGAACCCAUCGCAGAAGCUGCCCCAUUUUGGGGAGCAGUGCAGGUUGGUUUCAGCAAUACCUCUCCUAAGCUCUCAGAUGACUCAAGGUUUCCACUCUACUCCCGCAUUUGUUCUUCUGAGGCCCUGAACAACUUUGCCAUUGUGAACUUACUAAAACACUUCAAGUGGAACAGAGUCGCAAUUCUCGUGCAACAGGACCACAUUUUCACAAAGACCAAAGAGAACUUGAUGGCGUUACUUACCAAAAACAACAUCUCAAUCGUUUUCAUGGAGAGUUUUGAAGAGGAACACAGGCAUCCAGUUCGUCACAUUAAGAGGAGAGAUGUCAGAAUCAUCAUUGGCCUGAUGUAUGAAGAUCAAUUCCGAAAAAUCGCAUGUCAGGCAUGCCAUGAAGGAGUAACAGGCAGGAAAUACGUUUGGAUUCUUCCAGGAUGGUACAGUGAAAAGUGGUGGGAAUCGAAGAUUGGAGACACUUCGUGUAGUGGAGACGACAUACUUUUAGCAGCAGGCAACUAUCUCGCCACCAGACCUCUACCUCUUGGGGAUUCCAAGACCCCUACGAUUUCAGGGAAGACUGCUGUUGAACUUAACGAUGAACUCUUAGAACGGAGCAGGAAGAUAAAUUACCCAGCAAAUGGAUUUUCCUCUUUUGCGUAUGACGCUAUUUGGAGCAUCGCACUAACGUUGCACCAGUCCUCCUUCGCUCUUCAAGCACGCAACAAGAGUUUAACAAACAUAACGUAUGGUGAUCGCGAGGCCGCCGAACUCUUCCGACGAAUACUUCGGAAUUUGACCUACAUCGGCAUGUCGGGCAUUGUUAAGUUUAACAGAGUGGGUGAUAGAGAAAAUACGAUCGAGAUUUUGCAACAACAAGGUGAUUCCAGGACAGUGAUCGGAUUGUGUGACAAAUCUUCCACCAUGUUGAAUGACUCUUUGUUCAUUUGGGAAGGCAAGAUUCCGGCUGACGGAGUAACCAACACAACUGAACCUUAUGAAGCACCAAGGAUACAGACCAUCAUGACUCUUGUUACAUCCUCUCUUGGCGUGCUGUUCUCUUUGGGAUGCCUGACUUUAAAUAUAUUAUACAGAAAACAUAGGAUAAUCAAGAUGUCGUCACCACAUUUUAAUAGCAUAACGGCCAUUGGCUGUCUGUUAUGCUAUAUCCACGUUUUCCUGGCAGUUUUGGGAAAUUCAUUCGUUUAUGGAAAAGGAAGCAGAUCUGUUUGCGUGGUGCGCGCUUACCUUAUUGUUGUCGGAUUUACAUUGGUGUUUGGAGGAAUGUUAUCGAAGACUUGGCGUGUGUACAAGAUAUUUACUAACAGGCGUCUCAAACGACAGAUAAGUGGUCUGAGUACGUCUCACCUAUUGCUUAAAAUACUCCAUGGUCUACUGCUGGAUAUACUGGUGCUUGUGAGCUGGGAACUAGUGGAUCCCUUACAAGCAAAAACCAUACAAAUAUCCGAUAAGAUGCACCCCGACGACGAAGACAUACACAUUCACAUAACAAUUCACCAAUGCGAUUCAACUCACUACUCCAAAUGGUUUCUUGGUAUACUGAUAUACAAGGGCAUACUGCUUCUGUUUGGCGUCUUCCUGGCCUGGGAAACGAGAAAUGUUCACUACGCUGAACUCAACGAUUCCAAGAACAUCGGGGUAGCUGUCUACAAUAUUUUACUGUUCUCGGGGCUUUCCAUCACAGCGGAGUUUGUGCUGAGUAAUUAUAAUGCCAAGAGGAUCUUCAACAAUUCCUUGAUACACCUGUGUACCACCAUGGUGCUUGGUUUAGUGUUUCUCCCAAAGAUCACAAACCUUGCACGAGAGUCACAAGUGCACCCAGAAGAAAUCCAAAUUCAGGAUGGAAGGGAACAUAAUUCGUUAGGAAAGAAAAAUUUCAAUUCGACCAGUUUUGGAGUUUCGGAAAUCGCGCAGACGGUUCAUUAGUGUGAUGGAAAUUCCGUGAUUAACCGUGAACAUAAUUUUAUACCUCAGCUCCCAGUUGAACCGUUGCAGUGAAAAGAACCACGACAUCAGAAUUUGAAUCGUUUUCUAGAAUGUGCAAAAUGACGAAAAACAGGUUCUAAACCAUAAACUCUUGGGCUGUCAGAAAAAAAAGCAGUAGAACAUGAGAGAUAAAAACAACGGAAAGAGGAUGGCAAAAGAUGGAGCAGUAA
This is a messenger RNA of Pocillopora verrucosa, 2641 nucleotides long. The record is from RefSeq and is a predicted model, not a curated record. Lineage: Eukaryota; Metazoa; Cnidaria; Anthozoa; Scleractinia; Pocilloporidae.